This is a messenger RNA of Gastrolobium bilobum, 734 nucleotides long. RefSeq lists its product as uncharacterized. NCBI's taxonomy places the organism in Eukaryota, Viridiplantae, Streptophyta, Magnoliopsida, Fabales, Fabaceae. The record is from RefSeq and is a predicted model, not a curated record. The annotation marks the transcript as partial. Gene Ontology annotation, cellular component: nucleus. The transcript is spliced from 6 exons.
UCUGCAAAAGAUCACUGUUUCGAUUCACAGUGUCAACUUUCUUUUCUUCUCACUCUUUUUCUCCUUUCUAACGGCGCUAGAAUCUAACUCAGGUUUUUGCUACUUCUGCGUAUUAGCCCAAGAUGACUCGUUCUAAAGCCAAGUCGAUGAAACAGCGUGGCGUCGACUUCAAGAAAAUAAGACGAAAGGUUGGGAGGAAGCUGCCGCCGCCUAAGAAUACAACAAAUACCGAAAUCAAAUCUAAAGCAAUUGUUCUGCCGGAGCAGAGUGUAGCAGCAGAGAAGGGGGGUUUAGCUGUAAACAAGAAAGGUUUGACUUUAAAAGAACUUCUUCAGCAAACAUCUCAUCACAAUGCAAAAGUUCGUAGAGAUGCAUUGAUCGGUAUUAAGGAUUUAUUCAUCAAAAAUCCAGCAGAACUGACGUUGCACAAGUAUGCUGCUGUAGAAAAAGUUCGUGAGCGCAUUAGUGAUGAUGAUAAAGUGGUUCGAAAAUCAUUGUAUGAUCUUUUGAAAUUGGUGAUUUUCCCUGGCUGUAAAGAGGGUACUCAGCAGCAGAUCGUUUCUUUAUUGAUGGCUUACAUUUUUCAUGCAAUGACACAUCUUGCGUUUGACGUUCGGAUCAUGUCAUUUGAUUUCUUAAGCCUUGUUAUCGAGUUUCAUCCUCCUUCCUUUUCCACGUAUGCAGAAAAGAUUUUUCAGAAUUAUGAGGAUAUUCUAAAGAAUAACCAGUACUAU